This is a messenger RNA of Pseudophryne corroboree (corroboree frog), 2309 nucleotides long. RefSeq names its product leucine rich repeat containing 31 (gene LRRC31). The record is from RefSeq and is a predicted model, not a curated record. The transcript has 10 exons. Bases 326 to 2041 code for a protein of 571 amino acids. Gene Ontology annotation, molecular function: protein binding. Lineage: Eukaryota; Metazoa; Chordata; Amphibia; Anura; Myobatrachidae.
UUGCGAGCCAAAGUCCACCUGCUGCAUAUUUCCUGGGUUGUUACAUACCAUACUGCUGAACUGCUUGCUCUGGUAUUGUGCACAAGGCUGAGCAGAGGAGCUUGUUUGACGAUCACGCCUUAUUGCUGCCGUCCUGUGUUGUGGAAAGGAAUGCAACAUGCGUAAUGUGCAGGCGAUUAGUUUCAGAUUUAACAUUUUCUGCUGGAAAGGAUGAAAGUCCUGCAGGAAACUGCUGAAACAGACUCCGCAUCUUAGCACAAAGGGGGACUUUCAAGCAGUUGCCAACAUCUUUCACCACACAACCUCUGUAUAGGGGUGGGAAGAUAUGGACAGUAAAGGGUCGGAGAAGAAGGAGAGAGAGGGACAGAAAAGAUCUCCAUUUGAUAUUAUCUUCAGCCAGCUACAAAGAAAAAAGUCAGAUAAAGGAAAAAAUGACAUAUUCCAAGUAAAGAGAUUCUUCAAGGGGUUUGAUAAGGAUACAAGUGACACAGCGAGCACAAAGGAUGAACAAGCACCUGACAAUAGGUCUACACUCGGUGACCAUAAAACGGAGACUGUGGACACCAGCCCUGCAAAAGGAGAGGAUGAGCUAGAUUCUGAUGCCGCUGGAUGGUGGAAGGUGACACGGUUCAUGGAAAAGUUUGGGAAGAAAGCAGAGUAUCACUACAUAAACCUGAACAACUGCGGUCUGACAGCUGCUGAUAUAAAGGAGCUCAGUUCAUUGAUGUCUUUUCUCCCGGAUGUAGAAGAAAUUGAUCUUUCUUGGAAUGAGUUGGUUGGUGGGUCUCUGUUGUUGAUGACCUCAAACCUCCGUCAUGUCAGUAGAUUAAGAAUACUAGGUUUAAGUAACUGCGGCCUCACUGGUGAUGAUGUUGGUGUGUUAGGGGAAUCUCUGCACUACAUUCCUGAUCUACAGGUACUGGAUUUAUCAUGGAACAGUGAUCUGGGAGGGGCCCUGUCCACUCUUACUCAGCACUUGUCAGACCAAUGGGAAUUAAAAAUAUUAAAUUUAACAGAUUGCAACCUUCGAACAAAAGAUGGUGACUCAUUAGCACACGCUGUUAGCAGAAUGCCAAAAUUGGAAGUUUUGGACUUAUCAGAGAACAAAGAGCUUGGAAGUGUAAUCAAGAAUAUCACGGAAAAACUCAAAAACUGCACUUGUUUGUGUGUGUUAAAACUCCGUUCCACUGGCUUACAUCAGGACAGCAUCCAGUGUUUGAGUUCUGCUUUCCAGUACUGGCCAUUCUUACGCAGGCUGGACCUCUCGUGCAAUAAGGCAGCAGGGGGUGGAUUCCGAGAGGCUGCAGCGCAUCUAACCGCAUUCAAACAGCUGGAGCUACUGGAUAUUCACCAGUGCAGCCUUACCGGAGAUGAUGUGGCAGCACUGACUCAAGUAAUACCUCUGCUAUCCAAUCUUCAAGUCUUGGAUAUAUCGUCCAAUAAAAACGUCGGACUUUCCCCUGAACAUCUCUUUAGCAGACUACGUUUUUUGCCAAAACUGAAUUCUGUGAUUAUCAGCAACUGCUCCCUACAGAGAGAAUCUCUUGCAGGAUUGGCUGAAGCAUCGCGUUACCUAAUAGACCUGCAAAAGCUGGACCUUUCCUGGAAUAAGUGUGUUGGAGGAAACCUGAAAAUGUUUUCAGAAACUCUGAAAAAUGCUACUGUUCUCCAAAGCCUUCUCCUGAGCAGCUGCAAUCUGCUAACACAAGAUCUGGCAGUUUUAGCAUCAGCAGCACAAGCCGGUCAUCUGGACAAUUUACAGCAGCUGGACCUUGCCUAUAAUGACACUAUCCCUGAUGAAGGCUGGUCCCUCUUCUAUGAAAGUGCGCCUGCUCUGAAGAAUGCUGUUGAAUUAGAUAUGAGUUUGAGACCUGCUUCUGCUCGUGACUGUGGGCCAUGGUUCAUUCACUUACUCUCCAGUCUGCAAAAGCUGCCUAAGCUCAGGGAACUGGGAAUGCAGCGCUGGGUACUGUCAGCAGCAGAGCAGCAGCAGCUAAAUCGUAUCCAUAGGGAAAAUGACAUCAAUAUUAACUAUGAUUGAUCUUUGUAUAUAGGCAAAUACAAUUAUACAUGAAGAAAGAACAGGUAUUACAUACAGUAUGCAUUCCCAAAGACCAAACAAUGAUUAUCACAGAUAGGCUAUUCUCUUUGAAUCUUCCAAAUACGUGAACCUACCUUAUUGUAAAUUAUGAAAGUGUACUCAUUUACCAGCGAUUAUUCAGAUUUUAUAAGAUCUUAUUGUUUACUUAACACAGAGCUGUUUUUGUCUGUAAGAAAAUGAAUAAAACACAAUAUUUUCUUUUUUUUAA